Molecule: messenger RNA, 1828 nt
Organism: Ananas comosus (pineapple)
Lineage: Eukaryota; Viridiplantae; Streptophyta; Magnoliopsida; Poales; Bromeliaceae
Product: L-type lectin-domain containing receptor kinase IX.1-like
Exons: 1
Biological process (GO): protein phosphorylation
Cellular component (GO): plasma membrane
Molecular function (GO): ATP binding; carbohydrate binding; protein kinase activity
Source: RefSeq, a predicted model, not a curated record
CGCCUCCGCCGACAACUCCCCCCCGGAGUCUCCACCCGCUUCUCCUUCCUCGUCCGCUCCGCCGACCCCCUCCACUUCGGCGACGGCCUCGCCUUCUUCCUCUCCCCCUUCCCCUCCCUCCUCCCCAACCACUCCUCCGGCGGCUUCCUCGGCCUCUUCGACGCCGCCGCCGCCGCCGCCGCCGAUCCCGCCGGCCAGCUCGUCGCCGUCGAAUUCGAUACUUACGAGAACGAGUGGGACCCGAGCGCCGACCACGUCGGCGUCGACGUGAACUCGAUCCGCUCCGCCGCCACGCUCACGUGGGGCAGCAGCAUGAAGGACGGCCGCGUCGCCAACGCGUGGAUCGCCUACGACGGCGCCGCGCAGAACCUCACCGUCUUCCUGACCUACGACGACAGCCCCUCCUUCGACGGCCGCCCCUGCAGCCUCUCCUUCGCCGUCGACCUCCGGCAGCACCUCCCCGACCGCGUCGCCGUCGGCUUCUCCGCCGCCACCGGCGGCGCCGUCGAGCUGCACCAGAUACUCCACUGGGAAUUCACCUCCACUCUCGACCCCGACAACACAUUAAUCGACAUCGAAAUCGCCAUCGCGAUUGCGGCGGGAUUCGCAGUUCUGAUCUCCAUCCUCGGCCUGAUCCUGUUCCUUCUCCGGAGGAGGAGGAGGAACGCGAGGAACGCGAGAAGACGAAAAGAAGCGGAGGAGGAGGAGGAGGAGGAGGAUGACAGCAUGGCCUACGACGAGCUGGCCGGGGAGUUCGAGAUCGGCAGCGGGCCGAGGAGGUUCCGGUACGCCGAAUUGGCCGCCGCGACGGACAACUUCGCGGAGGAGCGGAAGCUCGGAGAGGUCGUCGGCUGGUGCCACGACCGCGACGCCGACUUCCUGCUCGUCUACGAGCUCGUGCCGAACGGCAGUCUGGACCUUCAUCUCUAUUCAACUGAGCUAUUCCUGCCGUGGCAGUCGCGGUACAGGGUCGCGGUCGGCCUGGCGUCCGCGAUCCUCUACCUGCACGAGGAGUGCGAGCAGUGCGUGGUGCACAGAGACAUCAAGCCGAGCAACGUCAUGCUCGACUCGGCAUUCAACGCGAAGCUCGGCGAUUUCGGCCUGGCGAGGCUCAUCGAUCACGACGACUCGAUCGGCGCGCAAACCACCGUCCUCGCGGGGACCGUGGGGUACUUGGCUCCGGAAUGCGUGACGACGGGGAAGGCGAGCAAGGAGUCCGACGUCUACAGCUUCGGAAUCGUGGCGCUGGAGAUCGCGUGCGGGCGGCGGCCCGUGGAGCCGAAGGAGGAGCCGGGGAGGGCGCGGUUGCUCCCCUGGGCGUGGGAGAUGCACGGAAGAAACGCAAUUCAGGAAGCAGCCGAUGACAGACUGAACAAAGCGUUCGACGAAGCGGAAUUGGGACGGCUGGUGGCGGUCGGGUUAUGGUGCGCCCAUCCUGACUGGACACUGCGACCGUCUAUUCGGCAGGCGGUCGCCGUUCUAAAAUUCGAAUCUCCGCCGCCGGUUCUCCCGCCGAAGAUGCCUGUGCCGGUCUAUUUCGUGCCGCCGAUCGGUUAUCACGGCUUGUCGGGAGCAGCUUCGAGUAUUGCUGAUGCAGGGGAUAGUGCCUUCGGAACAUCCUCAUCAUCAGAUAGACUCCUGGAGUCAUAACAAGAAGUGCGAUUUUGUUUAAAGUGUGUUUUUGAUUUGUUCAUGGAGAUUGUUUUGUAGUUGAGGUUGUAGCAAUUGCAGACUGGCUUUGUUGUUUUACUGCCACAAGCUUUCUGCUGUUUCUUUGUUAACAGAUCUGGGAUUUUCUUCCUAAUAAUACACUGCCUUUCUUGUGAAA